AUGGAUAAGGCAUCAGCCUCCGGAGCUGGGGAUUGUGGGUUCGAGUCCCAUCUGGGUCGUUCCUCGUUUUUGCGGCGAGGCUUUCAAAAUUCACAAAGCGCUUGCAAGCAGUUCGGCGAAUGGAUUUCUGAGCCGCUGUUGCUGCACGCUUUUGCAAAGCAGUCGCGCCGUUCCCUGCUGGACGCGGGCGCAGAGGUCUGUGGGCCGAAGCUGCGGAACCUGGAGGGAGUGACUGAUUCCCUGUUUCCCCUAAGGAUGCCUCUCAUUAGCAUGAGGGGGAAGGGCCAAAAGAGAGAGAGAGAGGGAGAGAAAGGAAAAGAGAGAGAGACAGAGAGAGAGAGACACUCUGGCUCCCUUGGAGUUUGGAAAAAGAUUUCCUUCACAAUGACAUCCCCAGGUCUUUGGCUCCUGGGCUUCGCGUUGGGCUUCCCCUUCAGCUCUGGGGCAGGUCCCCUGCCAUAUGCUGGAAAGUCCAUCCAGCCGUUCAGCAAAGACAUGUAUGGGUCCAUCGGCUCCACACCAAGCCAGAGUAAGUCUCCACUAAGAAGCGGCAACACCGAGGUCCAGACGCUGCCUCCAGAAGACCUGGGAAAAGGGAAAGCUGAACAGACGCACCUGCUGUCACGGGACAAGAAGAAAAAGGUCAAAUAUUCAGUAGAGAACCACACAGGUUUAAGGAAAGAGCCCAUUCAGGAUGCCAAGGGCUUCCCUUCCGAGAGCCGCCAGGAGAGCAUUCUCCCCACCAUUAACUUCAGUCAAACAAACCGAAUGCACACGGAUAGGCUGCAGCUGAAAGCAGCCAACAGCAUCUCUGCCUACUUCCGGCCCCCUGCCUAUUCCCAUCGCCAGGGUAGAUUGCUGGCGGAAGCUCACCCUUUCAAGAACGUAGGGUCAAGCCCCGGGCAACGUUCUGGAAGUUUGGAUCGCCUCCAUCGGCCUGGCAAGAUCAAUCCCUAUGACAAGCCCAGCCGUUCGUUCGGAAAUGCCACCGAUCCCUCCUGGCUCACAAACAGACAGGCGUCAAGCUUGGCACAUCACGACAGUGUCUCAAAGAACGAUGCUGACAAUACAGAGGUGUGCCUGACAGACUGCAGGAGGGAACGCGAAGAGGUGGAGGCGUUCUGCAGCAGCGAAUUCGUGGUGAAUGGGAUUGUUCAUGAUGUCAUCAUGGUUCAUAAAGGAACGAGUUUGGUGACACUGUUGGUGAGCAGCAAUGGACUGUACAAGAUAAAUCGCCUGUACUUCACCCCUGAUGGCUUCUUCUUACGAGUUCAUAUGAUGGUUGUGGAUACCUUGAACUGCAGUAAACCCUGUCCGGACUUUAAACUUGGAAGCAGAUACAUAACGAUGGGUCAGAUCUACCACAGGAGAAGACAGCUGCCGGCAGUUCUGCAAGAGCAUGUCAGAGGGCACCUGAGGCCAGGAGAUGGGCUGCUUUGGAGGGGCAACAGCUACAUGAAAAGGUUCAACAGAAGGCGGCAUCAGAAAGUUCAACAGGCAGCUUACACCAAAUGUGGGUGAGGAUGUACAGCUCCUCUGGGACUGAAGCAGGUUUGCAGCUGUUACUAGAAGAAGCCACGGCUUUUC
Molecule: messenger RNA, 1587 nt
Organism: Lacerta agilis (Sand lizard)
Lineage: Eukaryota; Metazoa; Chordata; Lepidosauria; Squamata; Lacertidae
Gene: C2H17orf58
Product: chromosome 2 C17orf58 homolog
Molecular function (GO): protein binding
Source: RefSeq, a predicted model, not a curated record